Doryrhamphus excisus (bluestripe pipefish) is the source of this 2980-nucleotide messenger RNA. The record is from RefSeq and is a predicted model, not a curated record. Lineage: Eukaryota; Metazoa; Chordata; Actinopteri; Syngnathiformes; Syngnathidae.
AAUGGAUGGAUGGGAAAAAAAACCGGGUGGGGGAGUCAAGUUGCUACUUUUCUAGGCUUUGGCAUUUUUUGUUUGUUUGUUUUCCAAGACGAGUCCAGCAGGAUUUAGACGACGGUGGAAAAGGAUGCAGCGUGGACGAGGAAGGCGGGGCUCCACGUCGGACAUAAAAACCUCAGCUGGCUCUCUGCUCCUGUCUUGGAGCUGCAAAGCACCGACUUCUGCUUGUUGGAGGGAAAGACGAUCGUUUGGGCAUCAUGGAUGACGACUUUGACCGCCGCAUGGAACUGCGGAGGCAGAGGAGGGAGCAGAUGCGCCUCGAUGCUGAGAAUAAAAUGUCUCAGGAUGGGCUACACGAAUGAGGACGAUGACGAGGCGGCUCGGGAGCAAAGGAGGCGUGCGAGGGAGGAGAGGAAGAAGAUGAGGGAACUGGAAGCGUCGGGAAGCGUCGACGUGAUCAACGCCAACAACGUGACGGAGACGGAGAGCGAGACCUCCGCCAUCGGCAUCCCGGCCGCCGCCACCGACGACGAUGACCAAGCCCUGUUGGAGCGCUUGGCCAAGAGGGAGGAGCGCCGGCAGAAGAGGAUGCAGGAGGCCAUGGAGCGACAGAAGGAGUUGGACCCCGGCUUCGGCACCACCAACGGCAUCCAUGGCGGAGGUGGGCGGGGACACACGGAGGAGGGAGAGGAGGAGAACCCGGUCCGGGAGGACGAGGUGGACACCAAGUCUUGGAGGAAGGAGGAAGACCAGCCAAAGAGAGAAGAGGACCCGCCCAUAGAGGAGGAGGAGGAGGAGGAGGAGGAGGAGGAGGAGGAGGAGGAGGCUGGUCCUGAUGCUGCCAAGGAUGAGAAGGAGAGGAAACAGAAAGAGGUAGAAGAAGAGCAGCGUCUGGAAGAAAAGCAGAGGAUGGAGGACGAGGAGGAGGAGAAACGCAGACAAGAAAUGGAAGAAAAGCUAAAAGAGGAGGAGGAACAACAAAGGUUGAAGAAGGAGGAGGAAGCAAAGCAGGAAAGGGACUUGGAGGAGAGGAGGAGAAUAGAAGAGGAAGAAGAACUGAAACGAGAGCUCGAGGAACGACAGAGGAAAGAGAAGGAGGAAGAAGACCUAAAGAAGGAGAUGGAGGAGAAGAAGAGGAGAGAGGAGGAAGAGCAAAAACUAAAGGAGAUGGAGGAGAAGACGAGGAGAGAGGAGGAAGAGGAAAAGCUAGAGAAGGAGAUGGAGGAGAAGAAGAGGAGAGAGGAGGAAGAAAAGUGUCGGAAAGAAAUGGAGAAGAAAAGGAAGGAGGAGGAGGCGGAAAAGCAGAAGAAGAGAGAGCUGGAAGAGAGGAAGAAGAAGGAAGAGGAGGAGAAACGGAAAAGGGAAGCCGAGGAGAAGAGGAAGAAAGAGGAGGAGGAGAAAGACAAGAAGAGGAGAGAGACGGAGGAGAAGAAGAAGAAAGAUGAGGACGGCGAGCUGAAAAGAUCUUCCCUUCAAGAAAAGAAGGAAGCAGCCGAGCUAAACGGAGGCCUGCGGCUAAAGAAAGCAUCCAAGCCAUCAAGGGACGACGUUCCCUCGGACGGGUGGAAGCGCCAGGAGGCCGAGCGCAAGCUGCAGGAGCUCAAGCGGCGGCGUCACGACGCAGACGGCGAAGAGAUGGAGAAGAUGAAGCAGAAGCAGCAGGACGCCGAGGCCGAGCUGGAGGAGCUGAAGAGGAAGCGAGAGGAGAGGAGGAAGGUCCUGCAGCAGGAGGAGCAGCAGAGGAACAAAGAGCUGGAGGACAAGAAAGCUCAAGAGCAGGAGGAGAGGAAGAAGAUGAGGGAGGAGAUUGAGAGGAGGAGGGCGGAGGCUGCGGAGAAGAAGAAGCAGCUGGACCGAGAACCUGUCCAGCCCUCCUUCACCAUCAGCCCCAAAGGAUCUUCUAAGAUUGGGGAGAAGGCGGAAUUCCUCAGCAAAUGUUCCCAGAAGAGUGUGAGAGCGUCACACUCGCCCGUGGUCUCCAAACUCAACAGCAGACUGGAGCAGUACGCCUCCGCCGCCCAGGGGAACAAGGAGGUGAAACCCCCCAAGCCUGUCAUGGCCGACGUCCCACCAGGGGGCACACGAAGCAUAAAGAACAUGUGGGAGAGCGCCAACGUCUGGGAUCAUCAUAAUAAGGAUGAGAUUUCUACCAAACGCGUCAACAGUCGGACGGCGAAGCCCGCACAGGUGGAGAAGCCCCCCCCUGCAGCAACAGCGCCACCACCAGCCGCAAAGGCGGCGGAGACGACAACAAAGUCUGCGGAUGUGAAUAAAGAAAAACAAGUUGGCAACAAACGCAACCUGUGGGAAAGCAAGAACAGCGCCGCAUCAGCCAAGGUGUCGGUUGGACUGAAGAGCAAGUUUGGCAACUAAAAUCGCUCUCGAGCCUCGUCUACAGACACCGCAGCUCCGCCCACUUGCAUGGUCACAUGACCGGCGUGAGCGCCUUCGAAGAACCGGAACAUGCGUUCAGCAGGAUCGGUUGUUGCAUCCCGAAAAUAAAACAACAACGAAGCUUCAUCGGGAUCUUUGGCAUUUCCAUCUUCGUUUUUUUGUGCUUUAAAGUGCAAACAAUGCUAAUGCUAACAGUGAUGCUAACAGGCUGGUUUUGUUUGUGUGCAACAUGACGCUAGCAUGAUCUAACUUGACGACAGUAGCGGUAGUGAAGAGUGUUUACAUGCAUCAUAUGCUUUAGCUAACCUUAUGUUUACACGUUUAGCGUGCAUGUUCAUAUUAUUAUUAUUAUUAUUAUUAUUAUUAUUAUUAUUAUUAUUAAGAGCCACGUCCACAUGAACACUGCAAUUAAAAUCAUACUUUUUCCACACAAUUUUUGGUGUUUUUUUUCCAAACGGAAACUUGGAAGUAGUACUUCAUAUGUACUGUUGUUGAGUCGUUGCAAAAUGUGAGCAAAAAUAAAUGCCUUUUUUUCCACAAGUUUAUUUCAAUAAUAAGAAUAUAAAAAUAAACGUAUCUGAUGGACAUU